Balaenoptera acutorostrata (minke whale) is the source of this 3305-nucleotide messenger RNA. It is a transcript of the gene COLGALT1, whose product is annotated as collagen beta(1-O)galactosyltransferase 1. The transcript has 12 exons. Lineage: Eukaryota; Metazoa; Chordata; Mammalia; Artiodactyla; Balaenopteridae. The record is from RefSeq and is a predicted model, not a curated record. Bases 81 to 1952 code for a protein of 623 amino acids. Gene Ontology annotation, molecular function: procollagen galactosyltransferase activity.
GGGCGGGGUCCCGACGGCCCCUUUAAGGCGCCGUCCGCGUCCGCCGGCAGAAAAGCGGCUUAAAGGCGACGCGUGGCGCGAUGGCGGCGACCCCACGCGCGUGCCGGGGGCACGGGCGGCCCCUCCCGGUGCUGCUGCUGCUGCUGCUGUUGGCGCUGCCGCCUUUGGAGGGCCCGCCGGGCGCCGCCGCCUACUUCCCAGAGGAGCGCUGGAGCCCCGAGUCGCCGCUGCAGGCGCCGCGCGUUCUCGUCGCGCUGCUGGCGCGCAACGCGGCCCACGCGCUGCCUGCCACGCUGGGCGCGCUCGAGCGGCUGCGGCACCCCCGGGACCGCACAGCUCUGUGGGUGGCCACGGACCACAACUCAGACAACACGUCAGCCAUGCUUCGGGAAUGGCUGGUGGCCAUGAAGAGUUUGUACCACUCUGUGGAGUGGCGGCCGGCAGAGGAGCCCAAGUCCUACCCAGACGAGGAGGGCCCCAAACACUGGUCUGACUCACGCUAUGAGCACGUCAUGAAGUUACGCCAGGCAGCCCUGAAAUCGGCCCGGGACAUGUGGGCUGAUUACAUCCUGUUUGUGGAUGCGGACAACCUGAUCCUCAACCCUGACACGCUGACCCUGCUCAUCGCUGAGAACAAGACGGUGGUGGCCCCCAUGCUGGAUUCCCGGGCUGCGUACUCCAACUUCUGGUGUGGGAUGACCUCCCAGGGCUACUACAAGCGCACGCCUGCCUACAUCCCCAUCCGCAAGCGGGACCGCCGGGGCUGCUUUGCAGUCCCCAUGGUGCACUCGACCUUCCUGAUUGACCUGAGGAAGGCGGCAUCCAGGAACUUGGCAUUCUACCCUCCCCACCCCGACUAUACCUGGUCCUUCGACGACAUCAUUGUUUUUGCCUUCUCCUGCAAACAGGCAGAGGUCCAGAUGUACGUCUGCAACAAGGAGGUGUAUGGCUUUCUGCCGGUGCCACUGCGGGCACACAGCACCCUCCAGGAUGAGGCCGAGAGCUUCAUGCACGUGCAGCUGGAGGUCAUGGUGAAGCACCCACCCGCGGAGCCCUCGCGGUUCGUCUCGGCGCCCACCAAGACGCCAGACAAGAUGGGCUUUGACGAGGUCUUCAUGAUCAACCUGAAGCGGCGGCAGGACCGACGGGAACGUAUGCUGCGCGCGCUGCAGGAGCAGGAGAUCGAGUGCCGGCUGGUGGAGGCUGUGGACGGCAAAGCCAUGAACACCAGCCAGGUAGAGGCACUGGGCAUCCAGAUGCUGCCCGGCUACCAGGAUCCUUACCACGGGCGGCCCCUCACCAAGGGCGAACUGGGCUGCUUCCUCAGCCACUAUAACAUCUGGAAAGAGGUUGUGGACCGCAGGCUGCAGAAAUCACUCGUGUUCGAGGACGACCUGCGCUUCGAGAUCUUCUUCAAGAGGCGCCUAAUGAACCUUAUGCAGGAUGUGGAGCGGGAGGGUCUGGACUGGGACCUCAUCUAUGUGGGCCGGAAGCGGAUGCAGGUGGAGCACCCCGAAAAGGCUGUGCCCCGCGUGAGGAACCUGGUGGAGGCCGAUUACUCGUACUGGACGCUGGCCUACGUGGUCUCCCUGCCAGGCGCCCGCAAGCUGCUGGCUGCCCGGCCGCUCUCCAAGAUGCUGCCCGUGGACGAGUUCUUGCCGGUCAUGUUCGACAAGCACCCAGUGUCUGAAUACAAGGCCCACUUCUCCCCUCGGGACCUGCGCGCCUUCUCCGUGGAGCCCCUGCUCAUCUACCCCACACACUACACAGGGGACGACGGGUACGUGAGCGACACGGAGACCUCGGUCGUGUGGAACAACGAGCACGUCAAGACCGACUGGGACCGGGCCAAAUCCCAGAAGAUGCGCGAGCAGCAGGCCCUGAGCCGCGAGGCCAAGAACUCUGACGUACUGCAGUCCCCGCUGGACAGCGCUGCCCGGGAUGAGCUCUGAGAGCUCUGAGCGGCGGUGGCCAUGAAUCCAAAGCAGCCUGUCGCUGGCCCGGCCCCCACACGCCCGCCGGGGACAGCGGGGCCCCUGUGGACCCCUGGCAGGCCAAGGAGGGCUCCCCACACAGGGCGGCGUCCAGUCAGCUCUUGCUCAGCAAUCACGUGCACGCAGGCAGCAUUAACGGAGGUGCCUACUGUGUGCCAGGAACAGGUGGAUUGGGUGGCAACAAUUCGUGCGCCCAACACUUUAAGCGAGUACUGGGUACCAGGUUCCUGCGUUCCGGCAGUGAACGAGGCAUGAUUAUUCCCUCCCUCGGUGAUGGAUCCAGUCGUCAGGCAUUAUGGAUCCCCCAUCAAGAAGUAGGCGCUAGUGAUACACAUUCACUGUUUGAAUUCAUUCGAGUAUUUAUUGAGUGCCUACUGUAUGCUGGGCACCAUUCCAGGCUCUGGGACUAGUGAGGUAAACUUUCAUUUAUUCAGACACAUAUUGAGCACCUACUAUGUGCCUUGUACUUGUGACACAGAAGUCCUUACUGACUCGGUGCAUUUAUUGAGUGCCUGCUGUGUGCUGGGAGCUGAGCUUUGUGCUAGGGCUGAAGAUAAACAAGAUGCUUUUCACUCCUAAUUGGUUUCUUCCCCACCCAUCCAGAGAGCAUCUCCUGUGUGCCGGGCACUGGUGAUACAAAGCAGGAUGACAGCUGUUCAGUCAGCAUCUGAUCACCAACAGAGAUGAAGGAGUCCUUUCGUUUCUUCAUGCAGCAAGCAUUUAUUGAGUGCUGGCUGUGUGCCUGACCUCAUGGACUCCCAGUGGGGCUGAGUUUGAUUCCUCAUUUCCCGCCACCCCCCAUCACCCGAGCCGUGUGCAGAUAACAUCCUCUGUCCACCGCCCAGGAGAGGGGGUGGCUCUUCCCUUGCCAGGGGCAGCCAUGGGUUCCAGCAACCCCAUGUCCUCAUGCAAGGCCCCCCUUGCUAGACCCAGCCCCCCUGGAGGGGGUGAGGGGUGAAGCUGGGGGCGGGGUCUCCCAUGCCCACUCCUGGUCUCAGUUGCUUGACCACCCUGCCCUGCACGUCAGGUGUGGUCUCUGCCUGCUCGAUGGCGUUCCUCUGUCCAAGCCUUUGGUGGGAUCAUGCAUUUGGGGCCUCGCGUGGGCUCCGCUGCACUGGGGUGCUACCCACGGCCCGGGCAGGACGUCCCCCGGCACAGGCUGGAGGACUCGCUGGGUCUUCAGCCUGAAACGAACGUCAGAGCCGGCCAGCGGUGCCUCAUUCUCUGAGGGAUAACUAACUGCUGUCCGGGUCGGGUCCUGGAUAACUUGCUUAUUUUUUUUAUUAAAUGUUCUUGGUUGGUUUUCACAUA